AAAAACUGAUUUUUAAAAAGAAAAAGCAAUUGUAUACCCAACAUAAACAGUACUAACUUUUAAAUAUGCAAAUAAACAUAAAAAUAACACAUGCUAUUCUGUUGUUUCGAAAGAGAAUAAAAAUAUUUCAAUGGCAGUCUUUUCAAGAGCGAUUUGUGAAAUGAAUUUGUUUUGUGUCUGGACUUUACAGGAAGUUCCCUUGCUUGAACUUGGCUUGGAGGUUUGACUGAGUAAGUUGUUCCUUGACUUUUGAAUUAUUCAUCUUGGCUGCAUGAUACGCAAAUCACACUGCUCUCACUAUGUCUAGAGGCACAGCACUGGGUCAGAAGCUGCAUCAAGUUGCUGGCAAAGAAUUUCUGUCAAGGGAUUAGGACUUUCCAACAGAACGUGGACAACUCAAAAACAGAAGAAUCCAUGGCUUCAACUUGGCUGAGUGUUAGCUAUUGGUUAUAAUUCAAUCUAAUUUAACUCAGCAGAACUUGUCAGACAACUACAGUGUGCUGGAGAACAUGGCAUGGAAUGCAUCUUGCGAAAACUGGCUGGCAGCAGAGGCUGCCCUAGGAAAGUACUACCUUUCCAUUUUUUAUGGGAUUGAGUUUGUUGUGGGAGUCCUUGGGAAUAGCCUUGUGGUUUUCGGCUACCUCUUCUGUCUGAAGAACUGGAAUAGCAGUAACAUCUAUCUCUUUAACCUCUCUAUCUCUGACUUCGCUUUUCUGUGCACACUGCCCAUGCUGAUCAAAAGUUAUGCCAUUGAAAACUGGACAUAUGGAGAUGUGCUCUGCACCAGCAACCGGUACAUGCUUCAUGCCAACCUCUACACCAGCAUCCUCUUCCUCACUUUCGUCAGCAUUGAUCGCUACCUGCUCAUGAAUUACCCUUUCCGAGAACACCUUCUGCAAAAGAAAGAGUUUGCUGUUUUAAUCUCUUUGGCCAUUUGGGUUCUGGUGACCUUAGAGCUCGUGCCCAUGGUUCUCUUUAUCAAUCCCGUUACAGGUGGCAAUAAAACCAGAUGUAGGGAUUAUGCAAGUUCUGGGGAUGCCAAGGCCAGCUUCAUUUACAGCAUGUGCCUUACCUUCUUGGGGUUCCUCAUUCCUCUUUUUGUGAUGUGCUUCUUUUAUUUCAAGAUCGCUGUCUUCCUAAAGCAGAGAGCCAAGGCACAGGCUACCACGCUGCCCUUUGAAAAGCCCCUCAACUUAGUCAUAUUGGCCGUGGUGAUUUUCUCUGUGCUUUUCACUCCCUACCACGUCAUGCGGAACCUGAGGAUCUUUUCACGGCUGUGGGACGAGAAGGAGGCCGAAUGCCCCAGGGCCAUCAUCCACUCCUUAUACAUUGUGACCAGGCCCUUGGCCUUCCUGAACAGUGUCAUCAACCCCGUCUUCUAUUUCCUUGUGGGGGAUCACUUCAGGGAGAUGCUGACGAAUAAGCUGAGGCACCACUUUCAAUCCCUUAUGUGCUUUAGGAGAUGUGCUAAUGGACUCAUGUUUUCAUUCAGAAAAGAGUGAGGUGCCUGUGGAACAGAACAUCUUAUACACGCAGUUGUGGGCCAGUUAGAGUUUGAUGGACUCGGACAUAAACCAGAGCGGGUCACAGAUCCGCCCCUGAUUUUAAGACGUGGUGUACUCAGAGUACAUAAAAAAGAAGAGGAUGAGAAGAAUUUAUUUGUUUGUCCACUUACAAAUUGAAAGAAGUCGGACAAGCAGGAAUAUCUGGGCAUAUACAUUCAAAAUCCUAGAUGUUAUAAUACCUCAAUCAGUGUGAGAAGAAUAGAAGCUAGAUAGAGUAGCAAGUUUGCAUUUGAUCUUCGGUUGGACUGUAAAAUAAAAUUGUUUUGGCAAAAUU
Molecule: messenger RNA, 1839 nt
Organism: Myotis lucifugus (little brown bat)
Lineage: Eukaryota; Metazoa; Chordata; Mammalia; Chiroptera; Vespertilionidae
Gene: SUCNR1
Product: succinate receptor 1
Exons: 4
Coding region: 510-1502 (330 amino acids)
Biological process (GO): G protein-coupled receptor signaling pathway
Cellular component (GO): plasma membrane
Molecular function (GO): G protein-coupled receptor activity
Source: RefSeq, a predicted model, not a curated record